This is a messenger RNA of Carya illinoinensis, 1231 nucleotides long. RefSeq lists its product as uncharacterized. Lineage: Eukaryota; Viridiplantae; Streptophyta; Magnoliopsida; Fagales; Juglandaceae. Gene Ontology annotation, cellular component: checkpoint clamp complex. Gene Ontology annotation, biological process: DNA repair; DNA damage checkpoint signaling. The coding region runs from base 153 to 1064 and encodes 303 amino acids. The record is from RefSeq and is a predicted model, not a curated record. The transcript is spliced from 7 exons.
CAUAUGGGCGGAGAUUACUCAAACAAGUGUUAAUGACGAAACUAAAAACCAACGGCUUUAAAUAAGUGGAGUUUUCCGAACCCAACACGAAAAGCCCAUGCAGUGAUUUCUUACUAGCAGCGAGAGGGAGAGAGAGCAUCCGAAUUCCGAGCAUGAGCUCGUCGGCGACAGAGGCGGAAGUUCCUGAUCUGGUGUGCCAGCUCGACAACGUCCAGGGCAUGGUCGAUGCCCUCACCACCGUCCGAUGGAAACGCCACCAGGACGCAGUCUUGGAACUUUCUGAACAUGGCGUCGUUUUGAUCGUGGAGGAAACCGGUUGUCUUCAAGCCAAAGUCUAUAUGCAGCGCGAGCUUUUCAUUCGAUAUGAGUAUGGUGCACAAGGACGGCCUAGGUUUGGAGUGAGCUUGGGCCUCUUGGUGGAUUGCUUGAACACAUUUUCAGUGCCCGGGCGCUCAAGCAUGGUUGAAAUGCGAUAUCCAGGACCAGAUAUGCAGCUCCUCCUCAAGUCCGUUGAUUCCCUGGAUGCAUGCAUUUAUGCAGAGAUCAGGACCAGAAUCCCAGACACAAUAUCAUGGGACUACAAUUUUGAACCUGCAGGAAGUACCCCACUCAGUUUUACUGUUAAGUCUGCAGCAUUGAAGGAAGCUAUUGAUGAUCUCGAAUGGCCUGGAUCAAGUAUCCAGAUCAUGCUACAACCAGUUCCUCCUUCUGUCACCUUCAGAGGUGAAGGCCAUGGGGACUUGCAGAUAGACUUCAUGUAUUAUGCAAAUACUGAUCUCUUGACUGCAUUUAGCUGUGAUCGGCAAGUUUCUUACAGGUAUAAAUACAAGUUCCUUCGAGCAACAACUUCAAAUAUUCCCAGCAGUGUUAUUAAAGAUAACAGAGGAAGCAAGUUGACAAUUGGGCGUGGCGGGAUGCUGAAAGUUCAGCACCUGGUUUCAGUGUCCAGACAAUCCGCUCCUCAUCCACACAUUGAUUCUGCUGGGUAUCAGCAACCCAGCAGAAUCGCUUACAUUGAGUUCUUUGUGAAACCUGAGGAAGAUGAAGACACUGUAAAUGAUUAACAUUUGCAACUGGUUGCACAUUUCAGCUUCUCAAUGAAUCUGAUUGUCUCCUAGCAUAUCUCUUCAUGCUAAUUUUGUCUCUUUAUGCAUGAGAAGGGGACAAGGACAUCUCUAUCAUAGCCGUUCAUAACUUCAUAUUUUGAAUUGUUGUUCAUCAUUCAUUUUUC